AAAAACAUGGUUGUCUUCUUCCUUCUUCUUCUUCUUCUUCUUGUUGGUGUGUUUGAUGAAGUAUCGUCAUCCCAGAAGCUAAGAAUCGUUUCAACGUCUUCUAAAGUUGUUUCAAUCGACAAGAAUGGGUCUGCGAUUCUAACCAACUUAAAGGAUGGGGACGACGCUCAGAUCUGGGAGCAAUCGUUCCGUUUGGGCCGCUUCCAGGAUGCUUAUGGUGGCUUUGGAUUCGCUCUGAUGAAUGAAAGGAGCGGUCUUUACCUGCGUCAUGGAAUAGCACCCAAGGAGGUGGUAAGAUUCUCACUUCUAUGCUUUUUUCGAAUAGGAAGUUCGCUUAUAGACUUCCAAGACUGCCAUCCUGAUCGGCUGACUAAUCAGCUUUGGCAGCUCCAGAAAGUGUGAGAUCCAACAUCUUAUCGAUCGUUUUCAUCUUCCCGGAGCUCUAGACAGUCUUUCGUUUCCAAGAAUGAAUACAAAAGUUAAUAGAAAUUACAGUCA
This is a messenger RNA of Selaginella moellendorffii, 498 nucleotides long. RefSeq lists its product as uncharacterized. The coding region runs from base 7 to 402 and encodes 131 amino acids. The transcript is spliced from 2 exons. The record is from RefSeq and is a predicted model, not a curated record. NCBI's taxonomy places the organism in Eukaryota, Viridiplantae, Streptophyta, Lycopodiopsida, Selaginellales, Selaginellaceae.